Messenger RNA from Magallana angulata, 11375 nucleotides. RefSeq lists its product as uncharacterized. Gene Ontology annotation, molecular function: DNA binding; protein binding; cysteine-type peptidase activity. Gene Ontology annotation, biological process: DNA recombination; proteolysis; DNA integration. NCBI's taxonomy places the organism in Eukaryota, Metazoa, Mollusca, Bivalvia, Ostreida, Ostreidae. The transcript has 32 exons. The coding region runs from base 1 to 5925 and encodes 1974 amino acids. The record is from RefSeq and is a predicted model, not a curated record.
AUGGGGCAACAUAAACACAAAAAAAGGAAAAGAAAAAGUAAAACUUCCGACAGUAGUGAGAAUGGCGAGAAUGGCGGCAGUGAGCAAUGUUCACAGGUGCCCGAUCAGGAAAGCCAUGACUCGUCUAUGUUAAGCAGCAUCAUCAGUGUGGCCAGCAACGUUCUUUACGGGACACCGAUACUUACUAAACCAAAUGUAGCCAAUAAAACGGAUCACCUGGGACCCACCACCUCGACACCAAAGACUCAAGCGGCUACAAAACCUAGUGGGGAUAUUAUUUCUCAGUUAAAUGAACAGAAUGAUAAACUCGAUAAGAUUAUGCAAAAGUUAGUUAAAUUAGACCAAAUCGAUCAUAUUGAAGAAAAACUGGAAAAAGUGAAUGCGACUGUUGCAAAGUUCAAUAACAGGAUCAGUGAUGUUGAAAGAAAGCUAACGGAAAACUCGGCGGCGGUGAGUGCAAUCUCAGCGAGAGUUGAAAAGCUAGAAGAACAGGGGGUGAACACCGAUCACGAGAGAGACCUGAAGAGACACGAGAAAACAAUAGAGUCGCUAUGUAAAAGUCUAGACAGUAUGAGACGGGAUUAUAGAGCUCUCGAAGCAUCGAUUACCGAUUUACAGUGUCGUUCAAUGAAGAUGAACCUCAUUUUUACUGGCAUCGGAGGGGAGACCAAGGAUGAGGAUACGGAAGAUAAGCUUCGCGCCUUUCUGUAUUAUGAGCUAGGCAUCGACGAGCAUAUUCAAUUCGGAAACGUCCACCGGUUUGGCAGAUACGUCCGCGGUCAAGAUAGACCGAUUGUUGCCCGAUUUCUCUACCAAAAAGACUUAAUCGCUGUCAGGAGUAGGUCGCACAGGUUGCGCAAUACGGGCUACGGAAUCCGAGAACAGUAUCCCACCUCUAUUGAGAGGCGUCGGAGGGAGCUAUACCCCGCGAUGCGGUACCAUAGGAGCCGUGGCGACAAUGUGAAGAUGGUUCGAGAUACGCUUUACGUCAACGGUCAGCGUUACGACCCCGAGACAGAGCCUACAGAGGAUCCAACGUAUUUUGGAAGUCACGUUGUGCCUGCGCCACCGAUCGGUAAUAUGGACAAGGGUACACCUGAAGAUCAACCCAUGGAAGGCGAGGACCAGUUAAUCGCGCAAGGUGGAUCGUCUAUUGACAUUAAGUCUUCCAGUAGUAAUAAGCCAUGGUUCGAUGACAAAUAUGAAAAUAUUGUAGACAUUGAAAGUCCAUUUUUUGAGCAGAGGAGUACUGAUACUGUUUUUAGUGAAUUAGAUGAAGCCAUAGAUGAGGAGGAAUUACUUUCAGUAGCCAGUUCUGAGUAUGAUGCGAAAAAAGAGGCAGAGGAAUUUGUAAGGGAAAAGAAAGACAAAAAAUGCCUGAGAGUUAGACAUAUUGAUGAUGUCAUUGGUAAAGGUGUUUUUGCACUUAGAGAUUUCUCCAAAGGGGAGUUUUUGCUUGAGUAUGCUGGGGAGCUUUUAAGGUUUGCAGAAGGCAGAAAGAGAAUGAAGGACUACCCCUUGAAUUUAGGAAGUUUCAUUUACUUGUUUAGUUUCAAGGACAAACAAUUUUGGGUGGAUGGAACUUACUCAAAACAAAAAGGGAAAUAUGUGAAUGAUGCAGCCCCUAAAUCAAAACAAAAUAAUUCUGUAAUGAAAAUACUUGAAGUAGACGGAGUUCCACAUCUUGUGCUAUAUGCAUCAAGAAAAAUUUGUAAGGGGGAAGAAAUACGUUAUGACUACGGAGAAAAGAACCUUCCUUGGAGGAAAAAAGAAACAAAAAGAGAUGAAAUACCAAAAGAAACAAAGGAACCUAAGAAAGGAAAUGAAAAAGAAGAAUUGGCACAGAUGAUGUCCUGUAAAGUAGUGUUGCAAAAAUUAAAAAUAAAUUCACCUUACACAACUCCAACAAAUGUCGAUGACAACCAGAAUGUUGAAGAUUUGGCUGAAGGGGAGGCCAUAACCUCAGGGGACUUGGGACUCCCACAAUUGCAUAGCCAGAAUGAUGAAGAUUUGGCUGAAGGGGAGGCCAUAACCUCAGGGGACUUGGGACUCCCACAAUUGCAUUGCCAAAAUGUUGAAGACUUGGCUGAAGGGGAGGCCAUAACCUCAGGGGACUUGGGACUCCCACAAUUGCAUAGCCAGAAUGAUGAAGAUUUGGCUGAAGGGGAGGCCAUAACCUCAGGGGACUUGGGACUCCCACAAUUGCAUAGCCAGAAUGUUGAAGACUUGGCUGAAGGGGAGGCCAUAACCUCAGGGGACUUGGGACUCCCACAAUUGCAUAGCCAGAAUGUUGAAGAUUUGGCUGAAGGGGAGGCCAUAACCUCAGGGGACUUGGGACUCCCACAACCAGGCAACCAGAAUGUAGAACAUUUGGUUGAAGAUGAGGACAUUGCCUUGGAGGAGGUGGAACUCCUACAAUUGGAUGCUGAUGAGACAAUAGAAAAAAAUGUUCAGCUAUCAGUGGCAGAUUUGUCUUAUCAAGAAAGAGCAUCUUUGCAAGUUGAGAGAAUAUGGGCCCAGUCAGAGAUAACAGAUUUCAUAAUUGGGUCAGUUCAUGGAAUUAAUAUCACUGACCGAGAUAUUAAAUCACUUCAAGGAAAUCAGUGGCUGACAGAUCAGGUCAUCGAUGGAUAUUUGAAGAUUCUUUGUCAGACAGAACUUGAUAAAGGACAGUUGAUUCUGCAUGUUCCAGUUCAGACUAUGACAGCUAUUAGCACAGGGAAAUAUUUUAAUGACCAGUCUUCAAAAAUUUUUUCAAAACAUGUCCUGACAUAUUAUGACACUGUUCUAGGAGUGUGUCACCUGAGAGGAUCACACUGGGUACUCGUGAUUUUGCGGCCAUGUGAAGGAAACUUCUACUUCCUUGAUUCCAUGGGAUUCUCAAAAGAAAGGGCCAAUAAAGUACUACAUUAUUGGAGAAAUUUUUUGAGCAUGAGGUGUUUGGAGAAACAAAUCUCUUGGAAACUGUGCCACCAAGAAUUGUCUAUGCAAACAGAUGGCUACAAUUGUGGAGUUUUUUCAACACUGUUUGCAAGAAAAUUUUUGGCUCAUCAGCCCCUUACAAGUAUAACUAAAGAAGAAUUGAACCAAGAAAGGAGACAUAUUGCAGAGAAACUUUUACAAUACGAAGUGUUUCUGAAGUAUUCAUGUCCUUGCUGUGGACUUGAGAUUUCCAGUGAAGAGAAGAUUCCUUGUAUAAUCUGUGGAAGGAAUUUUCACAAAAAAAGUUUCUGUGUGGGAGAAGAAAAUCUUGCAGAGGAAACAGUGAGCAUUCUUUGCAGAGGAUGCAAUCAGGAAUUACAGAUUUCCUCAGAGCAGAAGAUAAAAGAGAAAAAAGAAGCAGGUUUUCCAGAAGGUGCUAUUGACAUCCUUAUCUGUGGGAGGUGUAACACACAAUAUGAGGAUAUAGAGGCAUUUUUAGCACACAAACAAGCAAUCUGUUCUUUCAAGAAGAUGUUUUCAGCAAGUGAUCAAAAGCUAAAGGAACCAAUUAAACAAGAAACUCAACAUGUAGAUCUUACCCAGCAUACAGAAUCCUCAGAGGCUGCAUCAACAGAAUGUUCCCCAUCUCAUACUACAGAGUCUUUUAAGGCCCAAUCAGCAGAGACAUGCACAUCUCAAAUGUCUUCAACAGAAAAAAAUAACAUAUUUACAAAUGAAAAGAUCACAUCAGAAAUAAAAACCAAACUUGCCUCAAAGAUCAAAAAGAGACCCCAUAGACCAUGCCCAUUUUGCAACAAAAUGCAGUCGGCACUAAGCAGACACAUACAGAAGUGUCACAAAGAGGAAGAAGAGGUUAAAGCUGCACUAAAGUUGCCAGGACCAGAAAAGCAACAAGCUUUUAAAAACAUGAAAAGACAAGGAAUUUAUCAGUACAAUGUUAAAGCGCUAUGCAAUGAGUCUGAAGAAGAACUGAUAAAAGAAAGAAAAACUGCUGCACAUAAAUCUUACACACAAAUGGCAAUGUGUUCCCUUUGCAAGGCAUUUUUAAAUAAAAAUACAAUGCAUCGCCAUAAAAAAAUAUGUAAAAGGGCAGAGGAAACAACAAUACCACCUUGUGGAAUUUCACUAAAUGUGUUUAAAGAAGUAGAGUAUCCUGCAAGUUAUGUUCAGUUUGUUUACACUAGAAUUCAAGCAGAUGAUGUUGGAAUGAAAAUAAGGGAUGAUACCUUCAUUAAGGACUAUGGUUUCAUGGAGUACCAAGCAAUUGAGGGAUCAAGUUUUAAACUGACAGAAAAACUAAAUACACUGCGAUCAAAAUUGAGAAGACUUGCCAGGCUUUUCAUGGAGUUUCAAAAAAUUGCUUCAGAGGCAGGAGUUGUAGUAAAACAUUGCUCUGAAAUGUUUAAUGUAAAAUCUAUUAAACUACUUAGCACUGCAGUUAAUUCUAUGACAAUUGACCCUGAAGGUGAAAUGAAAAGUGGAUUAAGAUUGGGGCUAAGAUCUUUAAUUCUUGAAGUGAGCAACUCAAUCUACUCCACUCACAUGCUUAUGGGAGAAGACGACAAAGCGCUUGAGGCUGAGAAGUUUAGAAAAGUCCUUCAAGUUCGAUGGAAAUCCUUCUUUAGAUCAGCACAGGAAGCAAUUAUUAAGAAGAGGCAAAAUGAAUCAAGAGACCCAAAACGUCUGCCCUCUGUUGAGGAUAUUAGGCAAAUUCAACAGUUUACAAAAAGCAGUGUAAAAGAAUUAGUAAGUGAUGCAACAUAUUCACUAAUGACCCAAACUUUGUUUUGUAAACUUAGAAACUUCAUUGCCAGUCGUCUAACAUUAUUUAAUGCUAGAAGAGGAGGGGAAGCAACUAGACUCACUGUUUCAGAGUUAAAGGAUGCUUUUAAAGACAAAUGGGUAGAUGAGUCAUUUAUAAAGAAAGACACUGAAAGUGAUGAUUUUGAAAAAAUGGCAUGUCAGCUUAAAUGUGCUUAUCUACAUUCUUCUAAGAAGUCAGAACUAGUGCCUGUCAUAAUUCCAGAGGAUUGCUGGAAGGGACUCCAAAUGCUUGCUGAUGUUGAAAAUAGAAAACUGGCGGGCAUACAUCCUCAAAAUGAAUUUGUAUUUGCCAAUACCGAAGAUUCAGUUGACCAUGUGAGUGGAUGGCAAUGUGUACGUGAUGUAUGUGAGAAAGCCGAUGUGCCUAGAAACAUAACUGCAACGGAUAUGAGACAUUUUGUAGCUACUCACUAUGCAUCCCUAGAAGUUCCUCAGCAGGAAAGAGACUUUUUUAUCCAAAAACAUAUGGGUCAUUCAAAAUUUAUAAAUGAAAAUGUUUACCAGUGCCCUCCUGCUGUCAGAGAGAUAAAAAUGGCAGGAAAAUUUCUAAUGACACUGGAUUCAUAUGAAGGUGAAAAUGAAAUAGUUGACCAAAAUGAAAUCAACAGCAGUCUGUGUUUUCCAGAAGAAGCGUUGUCAAAUGAGAACAGUUGCAUUGAUGAAACUUAUAAACCUGACAGCGAAAUUGACUCUGUGAAAGAACAGUCCAAGAAUGAACAUGGAAUUAAACGAAAGUAUAUUAGUAGACCUCAGGAAGCAAAGAGAUCAAGGAAGGAUGUUGAUGAGUCUGAUUCAUCAAGUGAACAUGAUGUCGGACCAGAAGAAAUCAAAGAAAUAAGACAAGAGCUUGACCUUAAUAUAAAGUCUAGAAGUAAACGACACAUCUGGACAAACGAUGAAAAUUCACUUAUAAGUGGAUAUUUUGCUGAAGAAAUAAAAAAUAGAGAAGAAGAAGGAAACAAAGGGGCAUUGAAUAUAAAGGAUAAAGUCAAGAGGUUUAUUGAACAAUACCCAGACUUUCUGAAGGAAGAAGAAGUUGCUAAGAGGAAAUCCAUGAUCAGAAUAAAGGUUAUAAACAACAGAAGAAGAUUUAGAGAAGAGUUUUUUAAAAAAUAUGGACCAUUAUUUAAUUGUGAAAAAAAGGAGAGAACAAAAUAAGCCUAUUGGAGUCAUGGAGCAAAAGGAUUCAUGUUGGAAUUUUAUAGGACUGUUCAAGUAGCAAGCCUUUAAGCAUUACAUGUGGAAUUGAUAUUGAAUAACGAAGAAAUUCUUGAUUUCCAUUCAAAGUCAGGAAUGGUGAACAUUUAAAAAGCAUCUCUAGUCUCAUGUUGAAGAAUUCAUAAUGCAGUCUACAACCUGAAGAGCAAUUUUUAUAAUUAUUAGCUUCUUGCAGAAGAAUUUAUAUUGGAGUCUGUAAAUAGAAGAUAUUUCAUAUUUAGAAGAUUUCAUAUUGGAAUCUUCAGUUAGAGGAUUUCAUAUUGGAAUCUUCAUUUAGAAGAUUUCAUAUUGGAGUCUUCAUUUAGAAGAUUUCAUAUUGGAAUCUUCAGUUAGAAGAUUUCAUAUUGGAAUCUUCAUUUAGAAGAUUUCAUAUUGGAGUCUUCAUUUAGAAGAUUUCGUAUUGGAGUCUUCAUAUAGAAGAUUUCAUAUUGAAGUCUUCAUUUAGGAGAUUUCAUAUUAGAGUCUUAUAGAAGAUUUUUUUCUUUCUUUUUUAAUUUAUUUAAAAAAAUUUAAAUUGGGAAAUUCCCUGUAGGAUGAUUCAUUUUUGAGUGAGUCAGGAGAUUAUUUUGGAGUCUGUCUGCAGAAAUAUCUUCAAAAAAUUCAAUUUGGAAGUUAACCAGAAUAUUUCAUGCUGGAUUUUAUCUUAUGUGCAACAAGUUCAUCAUGGAGUCUUCCGUGGGGAUAACUUAUGUGAGAGUGGAAUCUUCAAGCUUUUGUUUAAAAUACUAACACAGAGAACAGUAUUCAAAUCUAUAACUAUUUUUUUUUUCAAACUGAAAGACUCAAUUUGAAAUGACAUUUUGUGGGUCAGUACCAAGGCCAUGCUCUAGGUAUGAACAGUUUCUAAGGUUGAUAAAACAGGACUACCAACAGCCUCGAUUGAAGUCAUCUUUUCGUAAGUUCUUACAAUCUUCCACUGGGUCGCAUGCUGACUGACGUUUUUCAUACUAAUUGUUAGACCGUAAUGAAUAACCUAAUUGUCUGCAGCUUUUCUCCAUUUUACCGAUUACGACAAAUAGCACACGGCGGGUGUGACUGGUCAGCAGAGGAUGCUUACUCCCCCUUGGCACCCGAACCUAUCUCUAAUUCUUUUAGAGGUCUUUGUUUGCUUUGCUCCUGUAUUUUGACUUUUGAUUUUGAACACUGUUUAUUAUCACCACAUGUCAUCAUCAAAACUUACUUUGAAAAAAAUUAUCUUGUCGAAAACUCUAUAGAAAAUAUACUUUGAUUUAUCACAUGUUUAGCUCAAUAUCACUCGUGUAAUAAAUUUUUGAUUGUACACUGUAUUCUUAAACAAUGUGACGUCAUAAUCAAACAUUCAAUUUGACUACUCAUUUCCUAAUUUUCAUACCAAUUUUUUACUAACUUCCAAAAAAGUGCGGGGGCCAACUCCAUGAUAAUUCAUUUUUUUAUAUGUAAAUUUUUAAAAAAUUUGUUGCUGCGAGAAAAAGUGGGGGGGCCAGUCCCCCCCUGGCCCCCCCUGAUGCUACGUGCCUGGAUACCAUAGCAAAUCAUGAGAUUCUAUAUGUAUCAACUGAUCUGAAUAUCUAGAAAAGGACUAUAUGUUGUAUUAUGCAUUUCUCGUCCCCAAAAUUAAAGUUCUGUGAUCUUUUUAAAUAAGGUGGAAUAUAGUUGAAAUCAUAUUGAAAGUAAGUGUGAAAAAGGUUUUCACCACAGUGACGUCAUAAUGUAGAAAUGACAUUAUGAAUUAAUUGCCUUAUUUCUUGCAGAUGACCAGAGGACAUAUGGUUAGGAUAAAAUUAAAAUGCAGUUAUAGAGUCCUUGAAUUAAUUGAUUUCACAGACAAAUAUGCUGAAUGGAGUUACUGUUAGGGCGAGUGCAGCAGGAACUUCACAUUUUGCAUUUAUCCUUGUUGUUAAGACAACUGUAUCCCAUGGACUUUUCCCUAAAACAAAAUCACUUGGUUGCACCAGGCUUACUGUCAGGGUCUCAAUUCUCUCUUUCAGUUGCAUGUCCUGCUUUAUCUGUUGAUUCAUUUUUAUCUGAUUUAUUUGAAUUUCAUGUCUAUAAUUGCAGAAAAGUUUGUCCUUUCUCAGGACGGGGAAUGUUUUUUGGUGGCAUGCUGGCAGCUGCUUACCUUUUUAAUUUCUGUGCACUAUAAAUGUCAAAGGACUAUAUAUGGUUUCCGCUUAAAAUGGCCCCCUAAAAUGAACAUUGUCAUUUUACUGUAAUUCUUUGUUUUAUUUGUACAAAUAUACAUUUGAAGUUAUCUCAUAAUUUUCAUUUUGAUUUUAGUGCCCACAAUUUAAAAAUAUGACAUCAUAAAGUUAACCUUUUCCCGCCUUUUUCUCAUUUUUAGCAUAAAACGGCUUGAUUUGAAAUAGUUUUUCUUUAAGGAAACAUUGAGCGAUUGCUUGAACAAAAAAAAUAUUUUCACCAAAGAUAUAACUCUCCAAUACUUAUAAGUGACAAAAAGUUCAUUGUUGUUCAAAGAAUCGCUCUAUAUUUCUCAUUCGAAAAAAGAUAAGAAAAAUGACCAUUUUUGACUGAUUUUAAUUGAAUUAUAAAAAUAGCGUCACUUCUGACGUCAUAUACUGCCAGUCAGUGCAUAUAAAUCAAAUAAAUAGGUGAAAAACAUAUUUUAUGUCAACUCUUUUAUAAAAUAACACAACAAAUUAAUGUACCUGAAUCAUUUAAAAAAUAGCAAAUUAUGGGGGCCAAAUUUGACUUAUAUAUAGUUCUUUAUGGCAUUAACCAACCGAAAAACACUGAACUAUUUGAUAAGAUACUAAAGAAAACAAAGACAUGAUUAUGCUUUGCUGUACAACUUUUGACUACUAUUUUUGUGAUUGGCUUCGGCCGAUCACAGUUGUGUCCAUAUGAGGUAUCCGGCAAAUUUAACUAUUUGCGCACGCAUUGCGCCUCGCACUAUUUUAUUUACUAUGCAAUGACCACCUUAUUUAAAUCUAUAAAUAGAUGAGGAUUACUAUAAACGUUACUCUUAUCAUUUUACCCUGAUAAUAAAACAUUUUUAGGGUUACAUACAUAAUAAUUCAAAUCACUUUUUUUUUAUAUAUGAGUAAGAAUAUGAGUCGGAAGUAUGAUUCGCCUACUAAGUGUAAAGUUCAUUCUUGCCUUGCCAUUUCGGAAGUCAUUAAAACGGUGUUAUAUAUAUUUUACUGCAUGUAGCGUAUAUAUAUUUUACUGCAUGUAGCAUUUAUUAUAUUAACAGAGUUGACCAAUGGUAUUACAUGUCGAUCAUUCUUGUUUAUCCCCUCACGCAGCUUGUUGUGAGGGGGAUAUAGCAUCGCUGCUGUGUGUGUAUGUAUGUAUGUAUGUGUGUCCAUUUCAGCCUUUAAGCAAAAUUCAAAGAAAACUCUUGCAUGCAUGUGUAUCAAACUUCGUACACUUCAUAAGCAUGUUUAAAGGAAAGACCCUAUUUAUUUUCAAGGAAUUCUGUUGUAAUUUUAAAAUAUGUAGGACUUCCAGUUUGUGAAAGUAAACAUUUCAAAUCAACAACAUGAUAUUUUGUUGGAUGUAAGCCCUGUAAAGGUAAGAAGCAAACGUUUUUGAGAAAUGGGGAGUUGAAAGGAUGUCCAAAGUGAAAAACUGAAGCAAGCAGGAGAUUAAGUUCACCCUAAUUUUUUUUAAUAAUCGAAACAAGCAGCCGUCUAAGCCGAAUUUCGGGCUACAUUUAACAAAUUACUUAGAGAAAAACAGGUUCAUAAUUCAGUAGAUAUGUAAUAGGGUGCAUUUUAUGAUAAUUACAUUCAUGCAUAUUAUUCAUAUUUCAUCAUCAUCAUCCUAUAUUCCAUAUUUUACAUGUACAUAUUUAGAAACAGACUAAUAUCCCUAUAACUCCCUGUCUUUUAUGCAUCUAUCAAGUAAUCAUUACUUAAUUACCUAUUCUAGUGGCUUCUGAUAUUUUAUAGCCCUAAGUCAUUUCACCUGUAUGGUCACUUACAUACAUGUGGACAAGAUCAGGUGGUUUACUUAGCCAAUAGUAUGUUUUUAUGAUUUUUUCCCGCUUUAACUGAGUAGCCUUUGUGACAGACCAAGGCUAGUAUUCCUAGGAGUAAGACCUAAUUUCUUCAAGAGACGAUUUCACUUAUUUAUUUAUUUCAUUAACAUAUUUGAAGCAGUCAUUUAUAUUAAAGAGUACCAUUCUCAGAGUAAUCAGGAUUGUGCAUGAAACCUUGUUCCAUAAACAGGGUUUAAAUCCUUUAUCCGAAUAAAUGAAGAACCCUUAAAGUGGACUUGUUUAAUUCUUGGGACAACCCACUAUCACAGAUACUUUGACAACUAUUGUCAACAUGAUUAACCGGGAAUUCAUUUCAUGUUAAUUGCUGAAGAUAUGUUACUCUUUUUUAAGAAUAUUGGGGUUAAAACUAUGACAUGUUAACUUGAGUUUUCUCAUAGAGCAGACUAUGAAUCGCCAGAUCUUCGCUACGUUUCCUUUUCAAUAUGAAACUUCAAUUUGCCUACACUAAUUGUCUACAUGCGUAAUGUAUGUCACUGGAUAAAGAGAAUUUAUUAAACUAAAUUACUAAUGUUUAACACAUGUGUGGUGUGUUUUCCCUAGUAACGGUAGGAAUUGUACAACUAAGUAAAUGCACCCAUCCCCCAUGGAUACACAGAGCGUGCAUGAGGAUAGGAAUAAACAAAAUAUUUUAAUUCAAAAUGGUUUUCAAGAAGUUAAAUAUUUGGUCUCUUCAAUUACAUGUUUAUUUCUGAAUAAUGCAUUUCCCCGCACAAUAUUUUCAUUUCGCGAGGGGAUGCUCCGCUUUGUAGUGCCCUUGUUAAGCUUAAAAUAAUAGUGAUUGUUAAAGCAUUGUAGCGAAAGAGAUUCCAAGCGUUGAUGCUCAAAGUUAAAACAUGUACCAGGUAUUUUAUAAGUGAUGAUAUAUGCGCCAGCAGCUAGGGCACAGCAUUUUUGAAAUUUAUGCACCAUUAUUUAAUUGAAUGCAACAAUGGCAAAGAGUGCAUGGUUAUCCCAAUCAUUGCUUAAAGGUCUUGCGCAAGGAAAUAGCCAAUUAAACUUAAAUUAACUUAGUCAUUUGUAGUUCAAUAUAUAUAGAGACAAUUUCUUUUCUUUCUUCCAUAUUUGGCACCUUUUUUUAAGGCCUACAGUAUUGAAAUUGGACUGAGUGGAACUGAAUUAAGGUAUACCUCACUCACCUUGGCUUCUACUUUUUAAGACACUACAUCAAAGAUGGCAACUUAAAUGAUGUGCAUGAUGCAACUUCUUGGAUGGUGUUGAGUUUGUUUGUCAGCAUGUGAAACCCACAUGUAUUUGGGGAUGCACCAGAAGCAGCAGCACUGUCUCUAUCACUGGUGAAAUGGGAAAUGAUAAGUGGACGACCAAUACUAUGAAGCUCAUUAAUGCAUUCCGCAGCCCAUCUCUUUUCGUCUCCAAUGGUGGUGUCUAG